AUGUCAGAAGCGGAAGAAGGACUGCCUGCCCCUGCAAGCGAAGUCUUGGGACAGGGCGAUGACUGGGCUCGCUUUUUGCAGACUAGGCUUCCGCAGCCAGAGAGUGCCAGAAGUUUGGAAGCCGACCAUGCUCCCAAAGACACUGGGGUAGAGACUUCGGCAGUGCCUGACGCUGCAGAUGUUGAUCUCGGAGAGAAUUGGCAAAGGCUUGUGGACGAAGCUGAAGCGGCAGCUGCCAAUGAGGCCAGAGCAGUAAGGCCAGGCGAUAUGUCCAUCCGAUCUAAGAGGGGCCGUCCGACUGGCAGUAAGCUUUUCUGGCGUGUCGUGGAUGAGCGGAACAUGCGUGUGCCACGCAAUCCAGAGCCAGAGCCUUCGGCGCCAGAGCAGGAGGCACCUCGACAGCGGGAACUCGAAGCAGCUGCCCAACCCGAAGACCGGCUGGCGCCAGGAGUCGGGUCUUCUCUACAGCAAACAUUGGCGAUGCAGAGCUCAGUGGCCAUGAAUACCCGGCGCCCAUUGCCUGAGCCUCGAGAGAAGGACAAUUGUGAGACUGUGGACCGCAUGCUGUUUGCCCCAGGACGCAAAGUUGCAAGCUUUUCAGCUCUCAGUGAGAAGUGUCAGAUAGGUCCUCAACAGAUUUCAUACAGGGUUCGCCGCUUGGCCUGUGUCGUGACGGAAGGAAGCAAGUAUCUGAUUGAGUGCAUGUUCGAUGAAAUCCUGUCGGCCGUGAGGGCAAAUGCGAUGAAGAUCGUUGCAGUGUUUGAGAAGCGCAGAUACGACGAAACACCCCUUCCUGUCAAGCUCGACAGCAGAAGAGCGAAAAUCAUGCAGACAGAAGUGACGCUGGCGCUCCUCCUGGAAGACGUGGAGAAGGGAAUUCGUUUGUUCCUUCGAUUCCGGGUUCCAUCGCCAUUGAGGGCUCUAGAUGCCACAACAGCAGAAAACAUUCGGGCACUUCUGCUCGAUGCGUGUUUCUUUCCUGGGGUGCAGCGUCUUGCUGCGCACGCAGCGCAUCAUUAUGUUCUGGUGACAACGGACAGGUACGGCGCCAAUAUGGCGGCCGAGCGGAACCUAGAUUGUGAUCCGGGGUGGCCUAAGCCAGCAAAAGUUCACCUUCCCUGCGAUGUUCACAAAGUGAGUCAGGCGCAGACAGCACAGCAUGACCUUAUCGACAGAGAGAUCACAGGCAUGGUGGCAGCGGCAGUGUUGUUGGGCGAUUCUGGUGAGACAGUCCGUUUUCGUUCCUGUGUUAUGCGAGCUAUCGAACAGUCACUAGAGGUUUGCUACGGCCAUGCUCCAACUGGGUUUGUGCGUGAGUACCAACAGACCGUGCACGACUUGUAUCUUGGCUUGCCAACGGAUGACUCAGAGGAUUUCCGAAAACGCAGAUUGCUGCAAAGAGCCAUACUGAAACAUUUUUUCAAUGGGGACCUACAGUCCAGCAAAAUCCAGCACUGGACGCUGAAUCUGCAGCUGACUCGUGAUGAUGUGCUCCAGCAAAUCAGACGGUUUGCUCUGCGGAUGCUUUUGCCUGGUCCGGCUCCUAUCUUCCCAAGGCACCGCUGGACGAAUUGUGACUUCAGCGUAGAUUUCUACGGUCUCCUCGCCAGCCACCACGGCUUGCUGGAGGCUAGCCUGAGGCUUUGGCUGGGGCUUCCACAAGGCUCAGCGCAGGACGGCGGGCAGCAGCAUGGGCAAACGUUGGAGGAGUACCUGUUGCCAAAGCUACCGGCAGCUGCUGUGAACGCAGAGAACAAUGCUGCUGAUGCUGAAGCUGACGAUCGAGAACAGCCGCCAGAUGCCCCUCUUGCUACAGAUGCGCCCGGCGUGGCACCGCCGGACUGGGCCCAGGUGAACAGGUCGCUGAAAGCAAAAGUCACUGCUUGGGUGCAGAGUGUGUCGGCACAAGACUCUUUAGCCGGGCGGCUGGCGGUGGCCAGACAGGGUAUUGGACCUGUGUGCCGUUUGAUGCGCAAAUUCCUUCGACUGGCAGGGCACGCGUGGGACGUUGAACAAGAGUGCAAGGCUUGCAAAGGACAGCCGCGCAGCUAUAGGAUUUUGGAGGCAUGGGAAGGGCGAGACCUGGAUGAGUGCAUAGAGGCUUUGCUGCAGAUGCUGCAGGUGCCGGCCGUGUUUUUGCCGUUGCAGGACAUGCGGUCCGGCAAGCGAAGACUUCUUUUCAAGAUGGCCUCCCGCGCAGUAUGUGCUCUUCAGGUGUUGCUUGUUUCCUGCAGAACUGGCUGCCCCUACGCUCUGUUUUCCUGUAUGUUCGGAGAAGAACACGCGAGGUUUUUCUAUGAGCUGAAGCCAUGCCAGCACGAUGCGUUGGCGGCAGCCUGGGUGCGAAGCUUUCCCGAUGUUGCUUCCAGCCAGUCUGAGAUGGCCCAGGACUUGCUCACCGCUCUCGCGCUGUUGCUGGACCUGGACAUUUCUCAGAUAGAGGCACAGCACGCGAGCAUCCGGCGAGUUCUGAUGGCCAGGAGUUGCCAGACGCAUCCAAUGGCCUUUCAAGACCUGUCGGCAGAUUUUGCCCUCCGGCAGUUGGCCACGUAUGGAGAGAGCCUUCGCAGAGGCACAGAUCCGGUGUUGCCCGAGCCAUCUCGAAGGAUUUGGCUUGCGAUGGAGAAGAAAGGCAACGCGAUGAACCGAGAACUCUGUGGGCGAUAUGGAGCAGAAUGGAGGGGCAUGAGCGACGAUGCCAAGGAGCCAUAUCGGGAGAUCGCUCGAGCAGAAAAACUCAGCCGAGAUCUUGCUGCGUCGCUGCCACCGGCAGCACCUGGGUCCACUCAGCAGGACACAGUGGCUUUGCCCCCACGAGUUGCCGAUGAGUCGGUACUGGCUGUAGAACAGUCGGACAGCAUCGAAGCUGUCAUCAGCAAUGCAAAAGCCCGCAUCAAGCAGACGCAGCUGCACAGACGUGAUCGGGAGACUGAGCAAUCCAACACAAUGGCUGCAUUCCACGGGGAGCACGCGCACGAGCUGGAGAUUCCCGCUCUCUUGGCAUGGUCACCGCAGGUGCAUACUUGUGUCGGUGCUCCCAAUAUCAGUGCCUAUGAUCUCGAACUUCCCUGCGCCCGCAUGGCUCAGGCGCUGGAGCAUCAAUGGAUUUGUUCUGGCACAACAGGUUCCGUGGCUAUGCGACUUCGUCAGCACUGGGAUGCCUGGCUUCUCCAUGCUAACUUCAAGGCCUUGACGCGGCCGUUCUUUAUCAACAAAUCAUGCUUGAACGAAGGGGAUUUGGUGUUGCGCUUCGAUUGCCUGGACGUCGAAACCCAGGGCAUUGACGAAGGUGAUUGGACGGCUCUGCAAGAGCAAAUCAUGCUCCGGCAUGCACUUCAAACGUGCGAGAGCCCGAGCGACUUCCACCUGGCUCUGCAGUUUUUGCAGCAUGCGAAGCCUCGUACUCAAACGUUGUACCUUCAUGUGGGGUUCAGUAACCUGCGCACCUGGGAGUUUGGCUUCUUGCAAUUGGAGCCAGAGUCCGGGCCAGAUGCCCAAGGUGAGCUCUCCAUGGUAGUAACCCUCGACAGCAAACCGAUGCGCUCCCUUGCUGCCUUUGCAAAGCUGAACUUGCAAGUGCCCAUUUUACUUUCUUGGUACCGCCUCAGUGACGCGGAUGAACCUCUUGGGGUGUUGGAAAUGUUGCCUCGACGAGUGGACAUAGUUCCUUUGCAGCUGCCAAGUAUGCGAGUCUGGAAAGGGGCCAUCCAAGAGGAGCAAGAUCGGCAAGAUCGCGAGCACCGCCAGCAGAAGCCAAGCAAGAGAAGACAGCAGAAGCCAAGCAAGAGAAGCCAACAAAAGCCACCCGGCUCUGGCACCCGCGCACGUGCCAGGACCUCGCCCGGCACCGCUACUGCAAGUGGCGCGCGAUCUGCGCCGAGUGCACAGACUGGUCCCGAAGAUAGACGUGCAGAGUCGGAGCUGUCUGCUGCAGCAGACGACCCUCCAGCAGAGGCCGCGACAGCAGAUGCUGAUGAGCGAAGUGUCCACAGUCUGCGGACCGAGGAUGCGAGCGUAUCCUCCUUGUCGGAAGAGACAUUGGCUGCACUCGCUGCAGCCGGGAAUAGCGAUGAGAGCAUGGAUGCGGAGGGCGUCGAGCGCGGAGUAGAAUCAGACGCGGGCUCCUCAGGUGAUUCCGAUGAUUCUCCAGAAUCUGAUGCUGCAGUGCGACGACCUCCUGCUCCCCACCACAAAAUUUUCAGUGGAGUGCCAGAAGUGGUGUUGGAUGUGAACCCACACGGCGACGUGCGCGGCAAUGGCUUUCAGAGUCUGAUGACGAAUCGUCGAAAGCUCCGAAAAGAGUACUACUUCGCCCUGCUCAGAGCAGAUACGUUUGACCAGAUGGAUGCUGACUUCAUGCGUAACUCCGUACAGGGCAUCUGCACACGGCAGAUGGAGCAUGGGCCGCGAGACAUCGCCGGCGUGAUCUUGGAUGUAAAGCAGAGGAAGAGGUGCUUGGAGCAAGAGGACAGCUUCACUACCACAAAGAAGCCCGCGGCUUCUUCGGAUAGCGCCAAAACGUGGCACAACCAAAGUGUCGCCUGGCGGGAUCGUUUGGAAGUCUCCCGCAACUAUGGCCCUUGGACACAGUCGCCGCACACACAGCUUCAGGGGCUGCCGAAGUCGGAUCGGGUGAAAGACCUGGUUGAUCUCGUUGCUCUUGAAAAGACACGCGGCACCAAACGCAGCUGGCAGCAGAUGCAGAAUGCCUUGCACGGGCAUUUCGUAGAUGUGAGCCAAUCGCACCAAAGGUGCAAGUGCAGCAACACUGGUGGUUUCAUGCCAACGAUGACCACCGGCAGCAUUUACUACAGCUACGAGGCUGACAUGGUUCUGUGCGCCCGGGAGCACAUGAUGCUACAGGGGCACGACAACACCUUCCGAGUUCCAGUGGGCAUGGCUCCGAGGCAGCUGCGCUCCAUGGCUGGGAACGGCAUGUCUCUGCCGUCGCUAGCGACGAUGAUUUGGUCGUGGUUCCUUCUCAUGAACCGCAAAGGCUUAGUGAAUUGA
This is a messenger RNA of Symbiodinium sp. CCMP2592, 5010 nucleotides long. The record is from the annotation of a GenBank genome assembly. Lineage: Eukaryota; Dinophyceae; Suessiales; Symbiodiniaceae.